Helicoverpa armigera (cotton bollworm) is the source of this 1769-nucleotide messenger RNA. It is a transcript of the gene Vps60, whose product is annotated as charged multivesicular body protein 5. The record is from RefSeq and is a predicted model, not a curated record. The coding region runs from base 113 to 793 and encodes 226 amino acids. Gene Ontology annotation, cellular component: multivesicular body. Gene Ontology annotation, biological process: vesicle budding from membrane; late endosome to vacuole transport via multivesicular body sorting pathway. The transcript is spliced from 5 exons. Lineage: Eukaryota; Metazoa; Arthropoda; Insecta; Lepidoptera; Noctuidae.
CAUUACUGUCAAAAACCGAAGUUUGAUUGACGAAACGUCAAAAUUGUUGUGAAAUUUUUAUCCUGUUCAAAGGUUUGGUUUUAGUUUUGAAUAAACUACAUACUUAUUCAAGAUGAACAGAAUAUUCGGAAGAGGAAAGCCUAAGGAACCUGGCCCUAGCAUCAAUGACUGUAUCAGUAGUGUGGAUAGCAGGGCAGAUAAUAUUGAGCAGAAAGUCCAGAAGCUGGAGAAUGAACUUAGGAAAUACAAGGACCAGAUGAACAAGAUGAGAGAGGGGCCAGCAAAGAAUUCAGUCAAACAAAAAGCUAUGAGGGUAUUAAAGCAGAAGAAAAUGUAUGAACAGCAGCUUGAGAACCUCAGAGCGCAGUCCUUCAACAUGGAACAAGCCAACUAUGCUACGCAGACACUCAAGGACACGCACGCCACUGUGGCAGCCAUGAAGGAUGGAGUCACACAAAUGAAGAAGGAGUUUAAGAAGAUCAAUAUUGAUACCAUUGAGGAUGUUAACGAUGAGCUUGCAGACAUGUUGGAGCAGGCUGAUGAGGUGCAGGAAGCUCUGGGCCGCCAGUACGGCAUGCCGGAGAUUGAUGACGAUGAACUGGCUGCCGAAUUGGAUGCUCUCGGUGAUGAAAUAGCCCUUGACGACGACGCUUCCUACCUGGAUGACGUAGUAAAGGCUCCCGCUGCUCCCGACAAGGAGCCAGGAGCCGACAGCAUUCGUAACAAGGACGGCGUUCCCGUCGACGAGUUCGGCUUGCCCCAAGUACCCAGCGCGGCACAAACUUCACGUUGAUAUGACGUCACACGGCACAGGUAAUAUAGUCUAUAGAUAGCUUUCGUUCUAUUCGCUUUUUGAAAUGGACUGUCGUGAUAGUGUAUGGAACCUCUUUUGUUUUUAUUAUUACUAUUUUGUUUCAACAUUGAAGUAGUUUUGUAUUGUUGUGUAGGUCUGUUAGAUUUGUUUAUCUAUGACAGGUCAUGUGACAUAUUGUUAUUCUCUUUCUAGCGCUUAGUAAAUGGGGUAGCGCUGUCUCACUUUGAAAUGCUCAGUUAAAUACCAUAGACACUAGUCACUGUAGUUCUGGCAACUUUUUUUUCGUACAUAUAAAAUCUGUACAUAUAUCUCCUUAUAUGUACAGAUUGAACACAUAUGCAAUCAAUGUUGCGCCAUAUAACGCAAAAUUUCGCUAUGUUAAGUCUAACAGACUUACUUUUAUUUUAUUCAUGGUCAUAAAAUCAUUGAUUGUUUCCGUACUGCAUCUGACAUAAUAAUAUAAUUUUAAUUGUAUGUUGUAUAAUACUAAACGCGUAGAGCAUUCUGAGUUCACUUUGUAACCAAUUUUAUAUUUUUAAUAAUGAUAUUCAGCACUAAUUUGUUUUAAAAUUUAAUUUAAUGAAUACCUCACAUCACCUUAGCAGCAUUCGAAUUUAUAGCUUUUUCUUGUUGCUGUAUUAGAAUAGAAUAUAUAAAAAAAACGUUAAGAUUUAUGCAUAUUAUUAAAAUUAAUAAAGUAUAUAUACCUAAUACGUAUUUGCAAACUGAAAUGUUAAAAAUGCAUUUUCAAUUUUCAAUACCACCGUUUUUGCGGAAUGCUGAAUAUAAAAUAUGGAUGCCAUUUUACGUCAAACAAAGUGAAUCCAAAUUAAUAAUAUUCUAAUACUGUUUUGUGAUUGAAAUUCUACUCUUAGUUGCUGUACCAAUAUGUAAAUGUAAUCUAGUUCUUAUAUUUUUUUAUUUACUUAAGUUAAAUAUAUUAUUAUCUUUGUAA